AUGGGUCAGAAACUUGGCGCUCGUAUCCAACCUAAAUUUUUCUGUGGCCUGGCCUGGGCUGACAAGACGUCGGCCGCUUGUGUCUUGUGGGAGAGUAGUCUGGACCUCUUAAGCCCGGUCCUUGUAUCUGAUUUUAUUGAUUUUUACACGCGGGCGAAUGUGCGCCGCUGGCAUGGCAACAAUGAGCAACGGAAACGCCGACUCAGAGGAGCGCCAGGCCGUUUAAAUACUGCUAGUUGUGUUUACCGCCUACGCGGCAGCAGCAGCAGUUUGGUUGUUGAGACCAAAUGGGGCUGA
Molecule: messenger RNA, 297 nt
Organism: Protopolystoma xenopodis
Lineage: Eukaryota; Metazoa; Platyhelminthes; Monogenea; Polystomatidea; Polystomatidae
Source: the annotation of a GenBank genome assembly